ACAGUGCUGUGUCCAUAAAGAAAUAUGAUGCAUGAAAAAAGGAUGGAAGAGAAGAAUGGCACAUCAUGGAAAGAAUUUCUUCUACUUGGACUUCAAUAUCAAAAAUCACCCACAAUUUUUCUGGUUGCUAUCAGCUUCAUGUUCUUUAUUGCAAUUACUGGAAACUGUCUCCUUCUCUUUGUAAUUAAUUCUGACUCUAGCCUUGACACUCCCAUGUACUUUUUUCUCAAACAAUUAGCUUUAUUGGACCUCUGCCAAAUUCUCACUAUUGUUCCUCGAGUAUUUGUCAGUUUUGUAACCAAGAGGUAUACCAUUUCGCUCUAUGGAUGUGUUGCUCAAAUUACUGUAACUUUGCUUUUAGGAGGAGCAGAAUGCCUCAUCCUGGCUACUAUGUCUUAUGACAGGUAUGUGGCCAUCUGCAAACCUUUGCAAUAUCCCAUCCUCAUGAGGAAAAGCAUCCUUCAUAUGAUGUCAGUGGCGGCCUGGGUUUGGUCUACUCUCCAGGCCCUCGCUUGCUCUCUUUAUGUCCUGCCCCUUCCCUACUGCAAGGCCAAUGUGAUUAAACAUUACAUAUGUGUUUAUCCAGCCCUCCUACAACUCUCUUGCUCAGAUAAUUCUGCUUUUAAAAAAGCAACAUAUGUUGGAAAUUUCCUGGUACUUCUCAUUCCCAUCUCAGUCAUCCUCUCCUCGUACAUUGCUAUCCUUCUCCAGGUUUUGAGGGUACAAUCUUCUGAAAGGAGCCACAAGGCCUUGACGACCUGUCUGUCCCAUCUCUGCGUGGUGGGCUUCUUCUAUGGAGCAGCCAUUUUGACCUAUAUGACUUCCUCUUCCUCUUAUUCUACUGAAAGAUCUAUGAUUAAUACAGUGUUUACUACCAUUGUCCCUGCCACCAUGAAUCCUUUCAUAUACAGCCUGAGAAAUCAAGACGUCUUAUCCACACUCAAGAAAUUAUUUGGAAAAUGCAAAUAGUGUAAAUGAUUUUAGAGGCACUAACUUAAAUUUGGUCUUCCAAGAUGCAUUCAGAUGGAAGUAUUUAUGAAUGUAGAUAUUUAUUUUUCCUGAGCAUAUUUUAAUUCUAUUGUUAAUUAAAGUUGUAAUAAAAAUGUAAAACAUUUCUGA
Messenger RNA from Pantherophis guttatus, 1119 nucleotides. RefSeq names its product olfactory receptor 2T27-like. The record is from RefSeq and is a predicted model, not a curated record. Gene Ontology annotation, cellular component: membrane. Lineage: Eukaryota; Metazoa; Chordata; Lepidosauria; Squamata; Colubridae. Gene Ontology annotation, molecular function: olfactory receptor activity; G protein-coupled receptor activity. Gene Ontology annotation, biological process: G protein-coupled receptor signaling pathway.